AUGCGCGACAUGAUCGCGCUCGCAGGUGCACUGGAUGAGCCUGGGAGCCCGGUGAGCUACGCAGGCGUUUCAUACAAGACCUUUCUGGACGCGUGGUUCGUGAAUACGUUCCUAACGUAUGUGGAAGCGCGUGUGGAGUCGCGUCGACCUCACAAGACUGGCCGCAUCUGCGCAUCCAGCGUAUCUGAGACCGGGUCCUACUUGACGAUGUCCUCAGCCCGCAGCUCGUGGCUACUCAAGAGUCGCACAAGAUCUGGCCGCAGCUGCAUUCGCACACUGACAAGGCAUACGACGCGUUCGUCGCAGGAUGCGACCAUCAAGAUGCUCCUCAAACAGGCACACGAUGCUGCGCGCAAGAAUGUGUUCGUUCCGGUGACGUCCGCAGACAUCCGUAGCGCAUUGCUGUCGGCAAUGUAUCUCCCGGUUACUUGGGCGAACCUCGCGAACACGACCUUCCCGGAGCCUUACACUGCUCGUCCGUUGGAAGGGCGGCAAGUGGAGGGAUAA
Messenger RNA from Trametes versicolor FP-101664 SS1, 507 nucleotides. RefSeq lists its product as uncharacterized. The coding region runs from base 1 to 507 and encodes 168 amino acids. The transcript is spliced from 4 exons. Lineage: Eukaryota; Fungi; Basidiomycota; Agaricomycetes; Polyporales; Polyporaceae. The record is from RefSeq and is a predicted model, not a curated record.